This is a messenger RNA of Ilex paraguariensis (yerba mate), 1305 nucleotides long. The record is from the annotation of a GenBank genome assembly. NCBI's taxonomy places the organism in Eukaryota, Viridiplantae, Streptophyta, Magnoliopsida, Aquifoliales, Aquifoliaceae.
AUGACUGAAGGAAGUCCUAACGACAGGCAACUUGAUAAGACACCCACUUGGGCAGUUGCUUUUGUCUGUGCAGUCAUGAUUCUAGUUUCUAUAUUGCUGGAGAAAGCUAUUCAUGGAAUCGGAGAGAAAGUAGCAAGUAAUGUUCUAAGUUGGUGGGGCACCCUGAAUUGGUUUGGCAUGGAGCAAGUUGGAGGCAGCUUUUGGUUUCACAAAAAAAACAAGAAACCUUUGUUUGAAGCUCUCGAGAAGAUCAAAGGCGAGCUUAUGGUUCUAGGAUUCAUAUCCUUACUUCUAACAUUCGGGCAGAAUUACAUUACCAAAUUAUGUAUUCCCUUAAAGUUAGCAAACACCAUGUUGCCGUGCCCCUUGAAUAAGAAACACGAGGCCCCAACAGAAGAUAAGGGUGCAGGAGAACAUCAUCGGAGGCUUCUAUGGAAUGAGCAUAGAAUCUUAGCAGCAGAUAGUCUCUCAAAAGAGUGCAAGCCUAUUCGCGGGUGGAAAGAAUGGGAGCGUGACAUAAUUGAUUAUGACUAUGCAGUCUCCAAUGACCCUGCAAGAUUCAGGCUUACAAAGGAGACAUCUUUCGUGAAAGGGCACACCAGUUUCUGGACCACAACACCAGUCCUUUUUUAUGUUGUAUGCUUUUUUCGGCAAUUCUUUCGAUCUGUUCGUAAAUCUGACUACUUGACAAUGCGCCAUGGAUUUAUCUCCGUUCAUUUAGCACCUGGAAGUAAGUUUGACUUUCAGAAAUAUAUUAAGAGGUCAUUAGAAGACGACUUCAAGGUAACCUUAGCAGUUGGAACGAAGCUCCAAGCAAUUAUAACACAGAUGGCUGUUGAAAUCCAAGAACGACAUGCUGUAGUCCAAGGCAUCCCCCUUGUGCAAGUCUCUGACAGAAAUUUUUGGUUUGGCUGGCCUAAGUUGAUUAUUUAUCUCAUCCAUCUCACCCUCUUUCAGAAUGCAUUCGAGAUAACAUAUUUCUUUUGGAUAACGUACGAGUUCGGGUUAUAUUCUUGCUUUCAUGAGAAUUUCACUCUUGCAGUGGUAAGAGUUGCUCUUGGGAUAGGAGCACAAUUUUUAUGCAGCUACAUCACACUUCCACUCUAUGCCCUCGUUACACAGAUGGGAUCAACCAUGAAGCAGUCUAUUUUUGACGAACAAACUUCCAAGGCAUUGAAGAACUGGAAAAAGAGUGCCAUGAAGAAGAAGAAUGACGGAAGGCCAGCAUCAGCUCCCACUCGGACUUUAGGCGGGAGCCCAGUGGAUCAGCAGAGAGUUCCCCAACACGUCCUAAUCCCCAUAUGA